AUGAAGGAACCCGUCGCCCUCCACCUUCUCCUCGUCUGUCGGCCACUUCUCAUCGUCCUCCCCACCAGCAGCGCCAUCUCCGUCAACUCCUUCCUCGGCGGCGUGCGAUCCCUCGCCUCCCUCUUUGUAUCUUCGUCACCCGGCGUUUGGCAAGAGGAAGAGAGAUGGUUACCCUCCUUUAAUUUCCUUCCCGAUGGCAUGAUUCCCAGGAGGCUGAGAGGUGGCCGCGAUCGGGCGUUCUUCAUCUCCGGCGAAAAGUUCCUUCCGCAGCGAGGAAGAAAGCGUGAUCCGAUGAUCUUCCUCUUCGACUAG
Messenger RNA from Linum trigynum, 312 nucleotides. The record is from the annotation of a GenBank genome assembly. Lineage: Eukaryota; Viridiplantae; Streptophyta; Magnoliopsida; Malpighiales; Linaceae.